AUGGGGAAAGGAAAGCCCUUGCGCCUCAACUCGCGCGCACACAGUUGUGCGACCCUCUACGCCGGCCAAUCCUUUAUGAAGGGUCAGUAUACGAAACAAGAACCCGAGAACAUCGAGCACGACCUACGUGCAGCGGAGAAGCGGCUUGCCGAGCUCAGGGACAAGGCUCGCAAGAUCGAGUCGUCGGAUGUGGGCACAGAGGAUCCUCAGAAGGUUGUGUUGGCAUCCCCGGUUGUGCCAGCUGCCCGACCGAUUGCCACCCCAGCCCGUGCAGUGUCAAGUGAUGCUCAACCCGGCUCCCAGCAGCUUUGGGAAGAAGCUUUCCCAAAUGACAGAAAGCCUGAUCAGGAUGAUGAUUCCCAGUCAGGUGCCAUUGGUCCAGCUGAGGUACCCGAGGCUACGAGGACCAAGGUUCUAAGUGCUGCUUUGGAAUCUAGACCGACCCAUCAGCCCGAGCCCGCCGACUCCGACGACGAGUUGAUUAUGGAUGUGGAUUGUGACCUGAGAUCCAACACGAUCCGUAUCAGUGCCAAGGAGUACAAAGCCUAUGUGAGCGAAGAAGUUGCUGAGCGGUGGAUGGAAAUCGUUAUCCGCAACAUCAAGGAGGGCAAGGUCGUUAUUGAUAGUGGCUACUAUACUGAAGCUGCGAUGAAGUCCGAGCUGAAGUUCGAUAAGGACCGGGUGAAAGCCGUCGUCGCAUACUGCACCGCGAACAGAGCUCGCCGCCGGGCUUUGACGAGGCGAGACAAGUACCAGCGCCACAUCGUCGAAUAUUGGAUCGAUGUGCGCACCAGCGGGUCCCUAUCUCGGACCCACCAGGAACAGUUCUCUCAGUUCGUGGAGAUUAUCGACGAUAAUCUUUCGCUACCCCCGCCUAUGCUUGGAAACGAAACCCGUCCAUGCUAUGAUGAAGAUGAGUAUGAGGAAGACACAGAAGAUGAUGAAGAGGCUGAUGACAAAGCCCCGACGACGACCCCAAAGCUUAAGCGCAAGCGACGACGAGGAAAAACCCCGAGCCCGAAGUCCAAGCUGGAAAGCAAGAAAAGACGAGAAAAGGCAGAGGCGGUUGAGACCGCUUUGGAGGACAUCGAGAAGAUUCCCCAGGUGUUGGGGGAGAUCCUGAAAAUCCGAAUCAAGAUAGACAACACCCUCGACAAGUUGAAAGACUUGAAAGUUCCCAGGGAUUCCAAGGAUGAUGCGAAGAAGUUGUCCAGCUGCACUAUUCAUGCUGACGAGCUCAUGACCCUCCAUGACAACCUCGCUGAAAUCAAGGCCGAGAAUGGCAAUGGGGAACCAAGUGAGAAGACAAGUCGCAUCACGAUGGAUGAAGAAGCUGAAAAGGUCUCCGAUCGCCUGCUAUGUAGUAUAGCUGCUGGGUUCGUGGACGAAUGCCGCGAUGCCGACCCUGACCUAGCUGAAAACCUUCGAAGCUCCAACCUACUUCGUGAAAUGCACCGGAAGUCCGAAACGAAGCAUGAAAGUGCUUGUGGGAGAGCUUUCAAGAAGGAGGGCCUAUCUUGUCCAGUACCUAUUGAGAAAGUCGAUGUUGGUCAUUCCACCAUGCAUCCUGUUCUCAAGUUGAAAGACUUUCUGAAAGGCUUGUCUUCGUGUGGGCACUUGCCAUCGUUGUGGGGCUCCAACAAGGCAGAAGAUCGAACUGAUGUGCUGCCAAAGUUCUGGCGACGCUGGAAGGUCCACGAUGGAUCGCACCAGGUGUUCCAGCAUCAUCGAGGCUGCUUAGACGUGGUCUUACCAAUCCAACUUCAUGCAGAUGAAGGGCAAACCUUGAAAAAGUCUGGAGUCAUGGUAGUGAAUUGGCAGUCGCCCAUAGGAUUUGGUGUUUCGACACAAGAUGAUACUGCAGCUGCCAUGUCCGUGAACUUUCUGGGUAGUUCGAUUGCGACAAGGUUUCUGUACACUGUCUGCAUCAAACGGUGCUACAGCAAGAAGAAGCGCUACGUCCUGGACGGGAUUUUCGAGAACUUAGCUGACGAGCUUCGGGAUUUAUUCUACAACGGGGUGUCUCUGAAGAUCGGGGAUCAAGAAUUAACUUUCUACGCGGCUUCGAUUGGUUUGAAGGGUGUGUACGAAGAAUCUGCAAAAAGUGGCUUUUGCCACUUGUGCUGUGCUGGGCAGGAGGGACCUUUAUGCAGGGUGCCACAGUCGGCCGCCAAAGAAUACAUGCACAAGUUCGACCUCUUUCAUACACUUCACAAAGGUGUUUUUGCAGAGCUGGCUGCAAGUGGCGACUUUCAAGCACAGCUGGACUCGAUUUACAACAUGGCCAGGGAGCACUGCCAAGCUACAAAGACACCCUUGCAUAUGGACAAUUUGACGAGACAUCUGAUCAAGUUUCCGGGGGACUACGAGUAUCCAAGCGGGUAG
Symbiodinium necroappetens is the source of this 2385-nucleotide messenger RNA. NCBI's taxonomy places the organism in Eukaryota, Dinophyceae, Suessiales, Symbiodiniaceae. The record is from the annotation of a GenBank genome assembly.